UUCGUAUUUUUUAUGACAAUAUGGAGUUCAAUCACUGCUAUGAAUGUUGUCUUCUACAUAAAUGCAAUUGGAAAGAGUCAUUUGGACUUCAGCGAUUCUCUUGUGGACAGUUUAAAAGAGAAAGGGCAUACUGUGGACGUCAUUAUUGCCAGAAUGAAUGAUCAAGUCACAGGUCAUGGAAAAAGUAAGGCCGACAGAUUUUAUGUGUUUGGAUUCAAAAAUGGAAGCGACUGGAACAAAAUGCACCAUUUGACUAACAUAUUUGGGGAUGUGAGAUUUCCGAUCAAUGGAUUUAGACCGUAUUAUGAUAUUGGAAAUAGCUUAUGUGAAAUUGCUUUGACCGACCAAAAACUUCAUGAGUUUCUGACCUACCGAAAAUAUGAUAUUGGAAUCGUGGGUACAUUUGAUUUUUGUGGAGUCUCCAUUCUAAAAUCAUUCGGAAUUCCAUCGGUCAACACUAUUAAUGCCGUCCCUAUUAUGCCUAUUGAAACAGUUACCAUCGGUCUUCCAAAUGCACCAUCACAAGUUGUUCCACUAUUUCAACCAGCUGAUAUCACAACUCUUUAUGGGAAAUUCUGGAAUGUUAUCAACUGGGCUUAUCUUCAUUUUAUACAGAUUCCGGAGAUUAAGGCUACACAAGAGCAAAUUUUUCGAAAACGUUUUGGAAAAAAGUUCAGCAUUGAUAGGGCUCUAUCGAAAAUCGAUUUGAGUUUUAUAAACUCGAAUGAAAUAAUGGAGAAACCAAGACCUCUUCAUCACAGAUUCCAACUCAUUGGUGGAAUAAAUCUUCGGUCUCCAAAACCAUUGAAUGAGAAUUUGGAAUCUAUUUUGUCAAAAUCUCGCAACGGAACAAUUCUAUUCAGUUUUGGAACACAAGUUGCUGGUGAUGUAUAUCCAAGAUAUGCGGUCAAAAAUUUUGUGAAGGUUUUCAAAAAGUUCCCAGGAUACACAUUCCUUUGGAAGUAUGAGAUAAAACAUGGCGAGGAGAGAAUGUUUGAGGAAGCUAAGAACGUUGUUGUAAUGGAUUGGCUACCACAAACAGAUUUACUGAAUGAUGCACGUGUCGUGGGAUUCAUAUCCCAUCUUGGUCUAAACUCCUUUAAUGAAGUAUCGUAUGCUGGCAAACCGAUCAUUUCGAUUCCUCUUUUUGCUGAUCAGCCUCAUAACACUGAUAACGGUGUGCACCGAGGAACAACAGUCCGACUGGACAAGACUCAAUUAACCGAGGAAAGCAUUGAAAAGGCAUUGAGAGCCAUUCUGUUUGAUUCGAGCUAUCGCCGCAACGCAAAAAUGCUCCAAAAGAUGCUCAAUGAGAAGCCGGAGACUCCCAAAGAGAGGUUCACGAAAUGGGUUGAGUUCGCUGCUGCUAACCCAGGACUUCACAAAGUCUUCAAACUUCCUGGCGUCGAAAUGGGAAUGUUGGAAUAUUUUUGUAUUGAUGCAAUUCUUUAUGUGAUGGCACUUUUCUUGGUUUACUCUUUGCUUAUGUUUAUU
Messenger RNA from Caenorhabditis briggsae, 1494 nucleotides. RefSeq names its product Protein CBR-UGT-51 (gene Cbr-ugt-51). Gene Ontology annotation, molecular function: UDP-glycosyltransferase activity. Lineage: Eukaryota; Metazoa; Nematoda; Chromadorea; Rhabditida; Rhabditidae. The annotation marks the transcript as partial. The record is from RefSeq and is a predicted model, not a curated record. The transcript has 7 exons.